This is a messenger RNA of Laetiporus sulphureus 93-53, 1205 nucleotides long. RefSeq names its product Golgi apparatus membrane protein TVP38. The coding region runs from base 270 to 1046 and encodes 258 amino acids. Gene Ontology annotation, biological process: vesicle-mediated transport; mitotic spindle elongation. The record is from RefSeq and is a predicted model, not a curated record. The transcript has 6 exons. Gene Ontology annotation, cellular component: Golgi membrane. NCBI's taxonomy places the organism in Eukaryota, Fungi, Basidiomycota, Agaricomycetes, Polyporales, Laetiporaceae.
CCGAAACGCUGAGAACUUCUCCAUCUCUCCUUCUUCCGGAGGCCGCUUGUGAAGGCCUGAGGCACUCCGAAUACUGCUGGCCGCUAAAUGGCCUGGUUCACACGAACUCCUGCACCAUUCGGAGUUGCCCCAGAGGUGAUAAGCGCCUGUGACCGACUCUGAUCCCACCUGCGGUCUAUAUACACACACGUUGUAUCCGAACCCUUAUUCGCUUGCAGUAUUGCACCUUGCUCUACGUGACAGAGAGUGAGUACCAGCACGAAGACAGAAUGAGCGGCCUAUACGCUACGUCCAAGCACUAUUUUGUCGCCGUCUACAGGCGGUACCAGAAGCUUCAUACCCAUGGCAAGCUCUUCUUACUUGCUACCGCAUGUCUCUACACGACUCUGGCUUGUGUCGUCAUAUUCGUGGGCGCGAGCCGCAUAGGCCAGAUUCUGUAUGACCUCGCGCAGGACAUCAGCCAUCGUCCGUAUGGCUGGCUGCUACUGGGAGGCGUGAUAGUGUUCGUAUCCUUCCCACCCUGUAUUGGGCACACCACGCUCGUCACUUUGUGUGGAUAUGCAUAUGGCAUGAAAGGUUUCCUCAUUGCUGCAGGUGCCUCGGUGCUAGGCUCCGCAGCAGCUUUCGUCAUACUGCGCAUGCUAUUCAGCGAGCGACUUCGGCGGUGGUCAUCCUCGAACGAGAAGUGGCAAGCACUGGAGACAGUCGUGGCUUCGAAGGGCCUUCCUUUAAUUGUGCUUGUUCGGGCAUCGCCGUUUCCUCCAUGGGUAUAUUCAAACACACUGUUUGCCUCUGUCGAGGCAGUGUCCCUGUGGCAGUUUGUCCUCGCUACAUUUGUGGUUUUCCCCAAGAUAGCGCUUCUCGUCUUCGUCGGAUCCCGUCUUGCCCCUCUAUCCGAUGGCGAGCAACGAAGCCAUAUGGAUACUUCCACAAAGAUACUGAAUGCGAGCAUCUCCAUCGGUGGAAUACUUGUCACUAUCAUAGCCGGUUGGUACGUAAUGUGGAUCAGUACCAUUGUCGUGCGCUUUCGUGACAUCUUGCCGUAGGGUCAUCUAUCGGGCAAUGCAGGCAGAGAUUCGUCGGCUGCAGGGCGUGCCGCCCGAGGUGGAUGAGAUGGUCGUGGAGGCCGAAGAGGAGGCCGAAGAGGGAGCCGAAGAGGGAGCACCACUACUCGGAAGCUAUCAAGAACCAUCUCUUCCAUCCGC